This is a messenger RNA of Pipistrellus kuhlii (Kuhl's pipistrelle), 2336 nucleotides long. RefSeq names its product mab-21 like 3 (gene MAB21L3). Lineage: Eukaryota; Metazoa; Chordata; Mammalia; Chiroptera; Vespertilionidae. The record is from RefSeq and is a predicted model, not a curated record. The coding region runs from base 705 to 1952 and encodes 415 amino acids. The transcript has 8 exons.
CAACCCUUCACCUUCUUGGAAUAAAUAUCUGGGCCACCAGGUCAGUCUGGAACAGACACCCCUGCGGGUGGGCCAGGCCACAUGCGUGCCCAGGACUGCGCAUCUGGACAGGUCAGGAUUGUGAGCACCUUGUUAAACUGCCUUGAAAAUAUAACUCCUGGGUCCUCACGGCAGAAGCUGAGUUGAGCCGGUUGACCUGUGCCUACUUGCGUCGUGUGAGUCAUGAGAAGUGAGGAGCCAUAUUUCCCGAGGAAGGAGAGGGAUCUGAGUCAACACGGAGGCCCUCCCAGUGGCCCGGCGUGGUGCCUCAGGCAGACUGUUGCUCAAUGCAUAGUUGCUGACCCAAUAUCCAAUUAACCAGAGAUCGGUAUCUGCCAAGAAAGUGUGUCUCUCCCACUUGCCAGAGGCCCCGUGUGUGGUGUUUGGAACCUUGGCCAGCUCCUCCGCUGGUCCUGUAGGUGGUUUUCCCUGCUCACAUCUGGCAAGUGCCGCUGGCCCCUGCGCCAGAGAAGAUUCUCUGUGACCGGCUGCAAUCUGGAGCAAUCACGAUAACAGAUGGAUGCUCCCUGUUUGGAAAUUGGAGCGUAGGUGAAGAAUUGCAAAGGCCAGUCUCUGGUCCACGUGCACGUCCCAGAGACGCCAGCAGAGAGGCUGGCGCUGUGGGGAGAGCCGCUCACAGCCUUGUCCGCCCUCAAGCAGCCAGGAUGGAGCCUCCGCUCGGGACCCAGCAGGGAGCCAUGCAACCCCUGGUCGCGGACAGCUUCGAAGCCUGCCUGCUGAAUAAGGUGGACUGGAGGCGCCAGCGGGUCUCCCAGAUGGUGGAGGAGGUGCAGAAGGUCGUCUACCAGCUGACCACAGAAAUCAGCAACCAGGACAUCCGCUUCCAGGCUAUCCCGUACUCCCCGAUGUACAAUGGGAACAUCACGGUGUUGGGCCCCAGCCAGUUUCUCGUCACAGUCCCAGUGAGAGGCCUGGCCGGGUACCGGGAGGCCAGGGAGCAGCGCUGGCGGUACUACACGCUGCAGGGCGCCCGGCUCCACUGCCCGCUGCGGAGCCCCGAGGGCCUGCUGCAGUGGCUGGAGGUGCAGCAGUUCGCGAAGAACCUGUGGCAGUGGCACGAGACGGACGUGAGCAUCGAGGGGGACAUCGUGCCCGCCAAGGUGCUCCAGGUCUUCCGGAAACUGGUGGAAAACGCCAUCGAAACCUGUCACCUGUCAGGAAAGGUCAGCAUGCUAACCAGCGGCAUUGCAGUCCACGUUGCCAUGGAAACCUCCGCAGGGCAGGUGGAGAUAGAGCUGGCCCCCGAAGUGGAGAUCCCCACCGCCUGGUCCAAGAGAGCCCCGUGGCCUCGGUGCCUGUCGCGCUGGCCCUCCGCGGAGCGGGCGAAGUGCAUCAAGGUACCGUCGUUUGGAUUCUCCUUGCUGGCCCGUUGGCGUUGGCAUUAUCACUGGCAGCUGAGCUUCCUGCAGGCUGAGCGGGUGCUGCUGGAGCAGCUGGACGAGGACGGGGGCUGCCGCCGGCGGUGCCUCCAGGCCCUGCGGCAGCUGAAGGAGGACGUGUGGUGUCCGGGCCGGAGGCCCGUCAUCACGUCCCACCACCUGCAGACAGUGCUCUUCUGGACUUGCGAGAAGUAUCCACAUGCCAGGGACUGGCGGGUCUUCAGCAAAGGGCUCCUGCGCCUGGCCAGGAAGCUGCACAAGUGCGUGCGCCAGCGCUUCCUGAAGCACUUCUUCGUGCGCAGCGGCAACCUCCUGGAGCACGCCACCGCCGCCGAGCUGGACGCCGUGGCCCAGAGGCUGGGCCUCUUCCUGAAGGACCCCGGCGGGCUCCUGACCCUCCCCUCCGGCCGGAUCUCUGCGGAUGGGUCCAGCCAGGUGCCGGAUUCCUGCCCAGGAGAAAGGCACCAGGCGGCCAUGGGAAUCACAUUGACCACUGGCACAUCAGAGGCCUGACCAGGCCUCCCUGGGCCACGCAAGCGUUCCCGCCCUCGCCGCCGCUAGCUACCUCUCUUGGGGACAGCCCUCAUCAAGCUGCCCCGAGCCGCUCAUUGCAAACUGAUGACCGUUCUGAGUCUGUUUCCCUUGCUCGGAUGCUGAUGGUCUGACGGGGAGGAUGGAGACAGAGCCCCUGGAAGCCAGGCCCAGCCCUGGUCCUCCAGCCCGCCAGCCACCGGGCCACUGUUUCCGUUUGUGAGAUGGGACUGUGGAUGGUGCAGUGCCCUUCCGAGGAGAAGGCAUCGGAUCAGCGCUCCGUGUUGCUGCUGGUUUAUAGCUGGUGUCCGCAUCCUGAAUGAGUGCCUAGCCGCCGAUUAAAUGAGUGCGUCUGUUGCGUUGGCC